AUGCCAACCAACGAAACUCAACCCCAACCCCUCUCAAUCCGCCUCCUCUACGGCUCAGCGCUCGCAGUGCAGUCCUUCGACUCUUUCGCCUUCUACACAAUCUCUCCACUCCUCUUCCCUAACCGCUCCGACGUCAGCCACCCCGCAACGCGCUUCUUCGUCCGCCAGAAUGCGACCCUCCUGUUCCCGUAUAUCCUGAGUUGCUGGUUCCUCCGCGACUAUCAUAUCCGGCACACCAAAGUCGGCCGUGCAGUGGGUAGAUGCUUUGCCCUGUUUCAUGCGAGUGCGUUGGCUAUGUAUAGCUGGAGUCGAUGGGUCGGAGGGGAGUAUGCGAUCGAGCCCUUUGGUGUGAUUGCGGGUGCGCAUGCUGUGUGGGCGAUUUGGGCGGUCUGGGGGUUGCUUGCUGCUUAG
Aspergillus calidoustus is the source of this 411-nucleotide messenger RNA. The record is from the annotation of a GenBank genome assembly. Lineage: Eukaryota; Fungi; Ascomycota; Eurotiomycetes; Eurotiales; Aspergillaceae.